Limanda limanda (common dab) is the source of this 3064-nucleotide messenger RNA. RefSeq names its product solute carrier family 20 member 2 (gene slc20a2). Bases 519 to 2558 code for a protein of 679 amino acids. Gene Ontology annotation, biological process: phosphate ion transmembrane transport. The transcript has 11 exons. Gene Ontology annotation, cellular component: membrane. The record is from RefSeq and is a predicted model, not a curated record. NCBI's taxonomy places the organism in Eukaryota, Metazoa, Chordata, Actinopteri, Pleuronectiformes, Pleuronectidae. Gene Ontology annotation, molecular function: phosphate transmembrane transporter activity.
AGCAGCAGCAGCAGGCGGCGUCGUUCAGCGCAACACGGUGUGGUGAGGUCCGGCCGAGUCGAGGGGUCCACCGGGGAGAAGACGACGAGCCGAGCCGCUGGAAUCUGGGACAUUUACCGACGGAGGAAGGACGGAGGUUCCGGGGGGAAUCCAGGCAGCGGCGGAGGCGAGGAGCGAGGAGGCGAGGAGGCGAGGACACAGCGGCAGCACAUGUCCCCCCUCGUGGUGUCCUAUUCCUGUUUCCUCGGUGAAGGAACGUGCAGACAGGCUGCCUCACACUAAGCUAUGGAAUGCUCCCUGCACCCACCAUCACUAGUCUCCAAUCUGUGGACUGAGCUCCAAACGCUUAGUUAGCGGCUGUGCUUCUCCCCUCGAACUCUUUACAACCAGGGGACGAAGAAAAGGAGCCGGCUUUCCGAGUCCUCCGCUAAAAACGCACAGAGCACUUUCUUUUUUGAGAAUAUCUCAUCUACCUUUUUUUUCUCCGCUUGGAUUUUUUCUGCUGAAAUAAUAUCAAGAUGGAUAUGGAUUCGUACUUGUGGAUGGUGAUCCUCGGCUUCAUCAUUGCCUUCGUCCUGGCCUUUUCGGUGGGCGCCAAUGACGUGGCAAAUUCGUUCGGCACGGCGGUGGGGUCCGGGGUGGUCACGCUGAAGCAGGCCUGCAUCCUGGCGUCCAUCUUUGAGACGCUGGGCUCGAUGCUGCUGGGAGCCAAGGUGGGCGAGACGAUCCGGAAGGGCAUCAUAGACGUCCAUCUGUACAACGAGACGGUGCCGGUGCUCAUGGCAGGCGAGGUCAGCGCCAUGUUCGGCUCAGCGGUCUGGCAGCUCAUCGCCUCCUUCCUCAAACUGCCCAUCUCUGGGACUCACUGCAUUGUUGGCGCCACCAUCGGCUUCUCCAUGGUGGCCCUCGGCACCAAGGGCAUACAGUGGAUGCAGCUCGUCAAGAUCGUGUCGUCAUGGUUCAUCUCCCCCCUGCUCUCUGGGCUCAUGUCUGGAGGCCUCUUCCUGCUCAUCAGACACUUCAUCCUCAACAAGGAGGACUCUGUCCCCAACGGCCUGCGAGCGCUGCCUAUCUUCUACGCCACAACCAUUGGGAUCAACACGUUUUCCAUCCUAUAUACCGGAGCGCCGUUGCUCGGGCUGGAGAUGCUGCCGGUGUGGUCCAUCUUUCUCAUAACUUUAGCCGGGUCGUUGGUGUGUGCAGCUAUCGUCUGGUUCAUAGUGUGUCCUUGGAUGAGGAGGAAAAUAGCAAGUCGUCUAAAGAAGGAGCAGGCUUUGUCCAGGAUUUCAGACGAGAGCCUGGACAAGAUACCGGAGGAGGAGGAGGAGAGUCCUGUCUUCAAGGAGCUUCCAGGAGCCAAGGGAACAGAUGAGGCCGUGCUGCCGCUCACCGGCGGCAGCAGUGACCGAGGGACCCGUGCCUCCAGUGGAGAGCUCACCAACCUGGCUAAUGGAGGCACCGUCCUGCCAAACGGCAGGGCGUAUGGUCGGACCCACUCGAUGACCAACGGCUGCCUCAAGUCGCCGAUCUCUAACGGCAGCUUCAGCUUCGAUGGCCACAUGCGCAGCGACGGCCAGGUGUACCACACGGUGCACAAGGACUCUGGUCUCUACAAGGACCUGCUUCACAAAAUCCACCUGGGCCGCAUGGACGACAGCGACCGCUCGGGCACCAACGCCGGGCCGCCUGACAACAACUACCGCCUGCUGCGCCGCAACAACAGCUACACCUGCUACACAGCGGCCAUAUGCGGCAUGCCCGUCCAGCCGCUCAUACGCACGGAGUCGCGUGACGACAGUGAGAAGCUGGUAGGUGAAGGGGGCGGCCGGAGCAACAGCGUGUCCUACACCAAGAAGAGGAUCCGCUACGAUAGCUACUCGUCGUACUGCAACGCCGUAGCCGAGGCUGAGAUCGAGGCCGAGGAGGGCGGCGUGGAGAUGAAGCUGGCCACGGAGCUGGAGGGGGUGGAGGAGGAAGGGGCCCCGGCUCCGGUUCCUCUGGACGACUUGGCCGAGGAGGAUCACGAGGAGAAGGACAAACCUGAGGUGUUCCAGCUUUUCCACUUCCUGCAGAUCCUCACCGCCUGCUUCGGGUCCUUCGCCCACGGAGGCAACGACGUCAGUAAUGCCAUCGGGCCCCUGGUGGCGCUGUGGAUGAUCUACGACCAGGGCGGCGUGAUGCAGGAUGCUGCCACUCCCAUCUGGCUGCUGUUGUACGGCGGCGUCGGCAUCUGCGCCGGGCUGUGGGUGUGGGGCCGCCGCGUCAUCCAGACAAUGGGGAAGGACCUGACUCCCAUCACCCCCUCAAGCGGAUUUUGCAUUGAAGUAAUGAGUGCGCUAUCAGUGCUUGUUGCAUCAAAUGUGGGCAUCCCAAUAAGCUCCACCCACUGCAAGGUGGGAUCGGUCGUGGCCGUGGGUUGGAUCCGCUCCAAGAAGGCGGUGGACUGGCGCCUCUUCAGGAACAUCUUCCUGGCGUGGUUCGUCACGGUGCCGGUGGCCGGCCUGUUCAGCGCCGCCGUCAUGGCUGUGUUCGUCUACGGCAUCCUGCCCUUCGUCUGAGGGCGCACGGCUGGGAGGGAAAACACAGGAGGAAAGAAUCAGAGAGAGAGAGGGAGACUAAAAAUCAUAGCUGGAGUGUCAGGGGUACAGAGAAAAGAGGAAGAGAGCGAGAGGGUGACGGCGAGGAGUAGGAAGAGAGAGAGAGAGAGGGAGUGAGGGCUGGAGCUGCAGAGGUUUACACAUGGACUUGGUUGUACUGUGGAUGUGAGGAGGGUUGGUUCACCUGCUUCCUGGCUCCAGAGUCCAGAGAUCUUUGCGACUCAUUUGAGUUUCUGAUCGCUUUUUAUUUAUUCUCUUCUACGGGUGCAACCGCUGCGUCGACCGAACCAUUCAAUCUGCUGUACAUACGUGUUCCAGUAACUUUUAACAGGAAUAAUUACAGGAAUUAUAGUUACUGGGGAAACCCUUUCUGUCUCUUUCUUUAAAAACACUACACUGCAAACGACUAAAAAAGAUCAAAACCAGCUAAUUCUGCACAACUGACAAACAUGCCUGCAGUGAAACUA